Messenger RNA from Penicillium arizonense, 1704 nucleotides. Its product is annotated as cytochrome P450. Bases 1 to 1704 code for a protein of 567 amino acids. Gene Ontology annotation, molecular function: monooxygenase activity; oxidoreductase activity, acting on paired donors, with incorporation or reduction of molecular oxygen; iron ion binding. NCBI's taxonomy places the organism in Eukaryota, Fungi, Ascomycota, Eurotiomycetes, Eurotiales, Aspergillaceae. The record is from RefSeq and is a predicted model, not a curated record. The transcript has 6 exons.
AUGGGUAUCAUUAUUAGCGUGCAGCAUAUCCUAGUGACGGUCCUCUUUGUGGGAAUACAAUACCUCAUCUCUAAAGUGGUCUACAAUAUCUUCUUUCACCCUUUGAGCCGAUUUCCAGGGCCAUUAGAACAUAGGAUAUCCCGAUUAGCAUAUUUAUGGCGGUCCGCUCGUGGUACCCUUCCCUUUGAUAUGUUGGAAAUGCACAAGCGGUACGGCGAUAUUGUUCGCAUUGCGCCAGACGAACUGGCUUUCUCACACCCAGAUGCGUGGCAAGAUAUCAUGGGCCAUAAGAAAGAGCGAUCUGAAUUCAGCAAAGCCAAUUGGUUCUAUCGGCCAGUUGAAGACCAAGCGACACAUGUGGUCAAUGAGAGCAGAGAGCAACACGGGCGUCUCCGUCGCCAGAUGGCGCACGGUUUCUCCGAGAAGGCAAUGAGAGACCAAGAGCCCUUGAUCCGCAGCUAUGUUGAUAUGCUGCUUGAUCGGCUGCAUGAGUUCUGCACGUCGGGUAGUCAGGUGAUCCUUUCCGAUUGGUACAACUACACUACCUUCGACAUCAUUGGAGACCUGGCAUUUGGUGAGCCAUUCGGCUGUCUACAGGGCUCUAACCUCGACGGAUGGAUCCAAGGAAUUUUCGAGGCCGGUCGACUCGGAAUCCUCUUGCAGACUCUAUCAUUUUUCCCACUCGUGAAACGAGCAUUAAUGUCAAUGGCACCUGCGUCAAUGAAAGCGGCCCACGCGAAACACCAGAAAUUGACUCAGCAAAAGAUGGAGCGUCGGAUGGAAAAGGAAGAAGGUCGAUCAGACUUGAUCGAGGGACUUUUGAGAAAGAAGGACGAAUUGAAUCUGACUGUUGAAGAACUGGUUGCAAAUGCUGAAAUCCUGAUCAUCGGCGGCUCGGAGACAACCGCCUCAUUAUUGAGUGGCGUAACCUACCUCCUCCUGAUGAAUCCAGGUGCCCAUGAGAAGCUGAAAGAAGAAGUGCGCACUGUGUUCCAAAGCCAAGAAGAGAUCAACCUGAUCUCUGUCAACAAGCUACCCUACAUGCUCGCAUGCCUUGACGAGGCAAUGCGCAUGUACCCACCCAUUGCCAACGGACUGCCCCGCCUAUCUCCUGAGGGCGGUGCUACUGUUUUGGGUGAAUAUAUCCCAACAAAUACUUUCGUAUCAAUUCAUCAAUGGGCACUCUACCGGCGUGAAGAGUAUUUCAAAGACCCCAACACAUACCACCCAGAGCGGUUCUUGGGCGAUCCCUCAUUCGCAGAUGACCGCCGAGAAGUGUGGCAGCCAUUCCACACUGGCCCACGGAACUGCCUUGGUAGAAAUCUUGCCUACAGUGAAAUGCGUUUGAUCCUCGCUCUGAUAAUCUUCAACUUCGACAUAGAAAUUGAUGAUGAGUCUCGUGAUUGGAUCAAUCAGAGAAACUUCCUCAUUACCGUUGCCCUUGUUUGGAGUAUGGGCGGCAAGAUCCUUCAUCCUGUUACCGUUGAAGCCAAACAACUAGGAGUCGAAGUCAAGCUUUCCGUUUCGCUCGCAGCAACACCUGCACUUCCCGGCCUCCUUACGGCUGUUUCAAAGAUGCACCUUGAUAAGACUGCCGCUGGCUACGCGACCAAACCUUUCUUAGAGCAGGCGUUCUUGCAACAGAUUGAUGAACAAGAAAAAAUCAAUCUAGCGAUUGAUGAGGAAGACCCUGUGACUCAAUAA